Daldinia caldariorum is the source of this 2226-nucleotide messenger RNA. RefSeq lists its product as uncharacterized. The record is from RefSeq and is a predicted model, not a curated record. Bases 214 to 2076 code for a protein of 620 amino acids. Gene Ontology annotation, molecular function: zinc ion binding; DNA-binding transcription factor activity, RNA polymerase II-specific. NCBI's taxonomy places the organism in Eukaryota, Fungi, Ascomycota, Sordariomycetes, Xylariales, Hypoxylaceae. The transcript has 2 exons. Gene Ontology annotation, biological process: regulation of DNA-templated transcription.
UCUGUUUAAAAAAGAGCGAGAGCUUUUAUAAAGAAUACCUGUUGGUGUUGGUGUUAUUGAUUCUGCGCUGCCAACAAAAAUCACUCUACCCCCCCUUUCCCUCUACCCACCCACCUCCGAACGGUAUUGAGCGCUUUUCGUCUCCUUGAGCUCUAGCCACAAGGAGCGGACGAAAUCACACUCUAUACGGAAGCGAUUCGUGGUGUGAACAAAAUGGCGUCUGCUUCACCCAUUGAAACCUCCUCGUCCGGUUCUACCGGUUCCCACAGUAGAAGCUCCUCUCCUCGACAACCCGUAACCCCAAAACAUGUCCAAUUCGAACUCCUUUUCCCCGAAUCCCCUCAAUAUCGCGCAAGACUUCCAUUGCGCGUCCAAAUCUACCCUCAUGAUGACACGGAGUCGAUAAUAUCCACUGUGAAGAAUUUCUAUGGUCUCUACCAUGGAGGGAAAGGCGUCUGUUUUGAAGACGACCGAGGCAAUACCCUCAUCGCGAGGUAUGAGAACUUCAGCAACAAUAUGAUAGUCUAUGUCAGGGUCAUUGAAGAGUCACCCCCACCGGCGGGAGCGUAUGGUCCAAAUGGUUAUCAACCAGGGCCAAUUGACUAUACCGCCCAACAAUUAGGGCACCAUCUCUCGAGACCUGCGUCGAGGACUUCUCGUAAGCGCAGUCCAUCUCCCAAUAGAGGUCGCGGUAGGCGUAGCGCGUCUGCCAGCACUAACCCUACGGCUGGAAAGAAGGGUCGCUCGCGCUCUACAAAAAAUCGUAGCGCAAAUUAUGAUAAUCGCAGCGAUAGCAUCAACGGAUAUGAUAGCGGGGAUGGCGCUCCCGCGUCUGUAUCUAGCAAGGCGAAGGAACAGAUUGGAAACACUGAUAUUAGCGUUGAGAAUAUCGUGGAAGGCGGUCGCCGAAAGCGCGCUAAAUUUGAGAGUUCGGAGCUACCGCUCUUCGCGCCACCUCAGAUGCCUGCUGCUACAUCCAACCCAUCUGUGUCUCCUGUUCGCCGCGUUGAGCACCAACGACCGACCUUUCCAUUUGCGCACCCCGGACAAAACGCCUUCACAAAUGCUCGUGCCCUCCAAUCCCCGCAGAGUUAUAAUAGUGGAUAUGGUCAAGCUGGCAUGUUCGCGACACCGAUGAACGACUCGCGACGUCAUCGCAACAGCGGUAGCAUUAGCUACCCAGGAACUGGCAACAAUAUCUUGCCCACACCUGACCCGACUAUUGGAAGCUGCGUGUCAGAGGAGGAUAAGGAUGUUGCAAUCCAACUCAUGAGGCUGGGCGAAAUGUCUAAUAUUUCCCACGGGCGAACAUCCGCAUCGACGUUGGAUGAUACUUUUAGCGGCAGGGCUGAAAUUGCUUCGUCAACUGGUGCUACAAGUGACGCCGACAGCGAAAGCGAAAAUGAGCUGCCGCCGUCACGUCGCCAGAAGCUUGACUUAGCUGGAACCAAUCGCAAGGUCUACCAAACGACGCAAAGCCUUUUCAUGCCCUCGUGCGACAGUGUUGAUGCUAGUGGCGAUGACGCUGACUACGAGGAUGGCAUUGAAGAUGGCUCUCUGAGCGGACCUAAGCCGAGCGACUUGAAACUCAAGACUCAGCAACCCGGAAAGCCCCAAGCACCAGUCGCAAAGACUACUAAGGCUAGAGCUCCUAAGGUACCUAAAGCCGCCAAGGCGAAGAAGACCAAUGUUGCUGCUGGUCUUGUUGGCCCCAUGUCGCCCGCAUCUCUACCAAAUCAGUCGCGCAAGCCUUCUAUCGCCUCCACUACAUUGGCCCCGGGACAGUCAGGCGAGGAUGAUCAGCCUGACCUCUCUACUAAGCCGCGCUGCCAGCGAUGCCGCAAGAGCAAAAAGGGCUGCGAUAGGCAGCGACCCUGUGGCCGGUGCCGUGAUGCUGGCCUUAGCGCCGACCAAUGCAUUAGCGAAGACGAGGGAAAUGGUCGAAAGGGUCGUUAUGGCCGUCACAUGGGAGUUCCCAUCAAGACGACCGAUAUCUCAGGCCCCCCUACUCUCUUACCUGCUCCUGUUGCAACUCCCGCGGUGCCGGGUGACAAAAACAAGAAGCGAAAGCGGUAGGUCACCUGAUCUAUUGAUCUGUUGACCAUGCGCCAUAAUACAUUUGAUACUCGAUAAUGUGUAUCACGUGAGGUAGAAAACUUGCAAAGUCUACUGAGGUGCUGCCUUUUAUUUCUCGACUGUAUCUACCUUGAGUGCCGAGAACCGUAU